UGCGUGUGACCGUACAAAGUUGCCGUUACAACCCUUCGUGUCACAACCUUCGACUCUUGAUGAUCAAAAUCAAACCCUUGCUCUAGGGUUUCCUUACGAUGGGCACCAGUUAUUCCAGCAAGUUAUUCUCAGAAUUUCCUCAAUUUGUCUUUGACGAAUCAGAUGAACUUGCCGAGAUGAAAUCCAGAUGGAACCCUACAGGAUCGGGGAAAAAGAAAUUUCGUUCCGGUUAUUCCCCCGUCGACAAUUACACGUUUUUGCAAUCAUUGGCUGGAGGAAAGGAGCCUAAAGGAAAGAAAUUGAGGGAUGAAACUGUAAUUAUUCAUGAAGAUGAUGAUGCAGUGAAAGAAAGAAUUGUUCGGUCAGAUACUGCGUUACAAUCCAGUUCUUCAGACUACAUUUCAAAGAGUUUUGCAGGAUCCAAGUCUUCUGAUUUCAUCACUCCUAAGCCCCUCAAAGCUCCCACUCAACGGUUUUGUUUGGCUGAUAAUGAGCCUGUUUCUUUAAUCUCAGAUGAGGACAGUGAUACUUCAUCAGAAAUGUCUUCUAAUGAUCUUGCAGACACCCAAGGUUCAUCAGGAGAACAGAGCCUUGUGCAAGAGAUUACUUCACAGGAGAUGGAACCCAGUGUUGUUCUUCACCCAAAGUACACUACUUAUGAAGGAAAUUGUUACUGGAGUGCAAAGUUGACUUUUCUUCCCAGUUCCAUUAAGCUUGAUGUUUCAGAGGAAGAAGCACCUGUGGGUCCUCUUACUUACGAAUGGAAGACUGUGGAUCUUAUUUGUAUUGAGUCAAAAUGGCUGGAUCCCUUCCCAACAGCUGAUGUCUGUCUUCAUUUCAAGUUGGAGCAUCCAAAACAACCCUCCAGUGAUCAAAAGUCAGGCAUUUUGAAGGUGAAUUUCACUGUCUGUGACCCUAAUUGGGAUUCAAUGCAAGAGCUUAUUAAAUCUCUGGAUGAACAGUAUAAGGAAAAAUGGGAAGUUGAUCUUGACUCAUAUGAAUUGUUUGAAGACAUUACUUAUCGAGGCGAUUGUGAUUCUAUAUCUAUUUCUAAGAGAGAUUUUCAGCUGCUACAUCCGGAGAAGUUUAUCAAUGAUACCAUUGUUGACUUUUAUAUCGAAUACCUGAAGAAGAUAAAUCCUGCUGAUGAAAGAGUCCAUUUCUUCAAUAGCUUUUUCUUUAGAAAGCUGGCUGAUUUUGAUGAAAAUCAAUUACAAAUGUUUGAUGCCAAGGAAUCUUUUCAACGAGUUCGGAAAUGGACAAAGAAAGUAGAUAUUUUUCAAAAAGAUUACAUUUUUAUUCCUGUAAACUUCAGGUUGCAUUGGAGUCUGAUUAUUAUUUGUCAUCCUGGGGAAGUAGUGAGUUUUGAAGAUGAGGAACUAGAGGUUUCAGUUAAAGUACCAUGCAUUUUGCACAUGGAUUCUAUUAAAGGAAGCCAUAGAGGCAUUGAAAAUUGUAUUAAAUGCUAUCUCUGGGAGGAGUGGAAACAGAGGAGUAGCAACAGAGCAGAAGAUAUCUCAACAAAAUUCAAGAAUCUUCGGUUUCUUUGUCUUGAGGUACCCCAGCAGCAAAACUCAUAUGAUUGUGGGCUGUUCAUGCUCCAUUACAUGGAACUUUUUAUGAAACAGGCUCCAAGUAGCUUUAACCCAUUGAGCAACUUUAUCAGUAAAGAUUGGUUCUUUCCAACAGAAGCUUCUUUAAAACGUGGCCGAAUAAAAAGAUUGAUUAUUGAACUUGCAAAAAGUAAAUCUGAACAAGCUUUAUCACCCAGCUGCAAUGAUGAGUUUUCUUCUGAAGACAAAGAUGUGGUUGAGGAAGAAUCUGAAGAUGUAGAGAUUCUGAAUGAGACAUGUCAUGGAAGAAGUAGCACACCAAUAAUGGUAAAACCUCUGAGAAGUGAACCAUAUAAAUCUGAUUGUGAAGAAUUGGGAGAUGAUGAAGAUUCAUUGAUUGAUGAAGAUGAUGAUGAUGAGCAGAAUCAUGGAAAGUUGGUUCUCUAUGAUCCUUCUGUUGCUGUUGCUGUUGCUGUCUUAUCACCAACAAAGGAAAGCAAUGCAAAAGAAGAAGUUGACAAUGAGAAGCAGCAAGUAUCUGGAAAGAAUGAGUCAGAGUCGUUUAUGACUUGUCUUGAUAAAUCUUUGAAUUUAUUACAACUCAAGGAAAGAAAUCAGCCAGAAGAAGAUGUAGAUGUAUUUGUUGUUGAAAAGAAAGAAGAAAGUGAUGAUGAUGUGUUUGAAACAUGUGUAGUGGAGGACUCUGAUUCAGACGAUGUGGGGGGUCAUCUUUCUUGUUACAGACGGAAAUUUGCUUCUUCUUCUUCUUCUUCUUCUGUAAAAUCUGAAGAAGGGAGGAGUUUGCAGCAGCAGGCUCCUAAAAGAAGACAUGAUGUGGUUUCUCAAGCACAAAAAAGGCUUAGGAGAAACCCUUCAACUGAUUUGCAGAUCAUAUCUCUUUGUGAAUAAUAAUUAAAUAAUAAAUAAUAAAAUCAUCUAUCAUGUUCAAAGGUAUGCUCCAACUUUUCAUAUGUAUAUAUAGUUAUGUGGAUAGUGGUAAAUAUUAUAUUUGCUAUAUAGCUUUUUGCAAAUAUUUGUUUGAAGAGAG
Lactuca virosa is the source of this 2601-nucleotide messenger RNA. The record is from the annotation of a GenBank genome assembly. NCBI's taxonomy places the organism in Eukaryota, Viridiplantae, Streptophyta, Magnoliopsida, Asterales, Asteraceae.